This is a messenger RNA of Triplophysa dalaica, 3178 nucleotides long. It is a transcript of the gene wnt10a, whose product is annotated as wingless-type MMTV integration site family, member 10a. The coding region runs from base 255 to 1553 and encodes 432 amino acids. The transcript has 4 exons. The record is from RefSeq and is a predicted model, not a curated record. Gene Ontology annotation, biological process: neuron differentiation; canonical Wnt signaling pathway; multicellular organism development. NCBI's taxonomy places the organism in Eukaryota, Metazoa, Chordata, Actinopteri, Cypriniformes, Nemacheilidae. Gene Ontology annotation, molecular function: cytokine activity; frizzled binding. Gene Ontology annotation, cellular component: extracellular region.
CUGGCAGAGAGUUAAGUGGAGUAGACUGAAUGCCAUCAAGAUAAGACAAACAUCACAAGUGCUAAAGACAGUAGAUGGCUCAGACUGCCUACCCAUGUGUACCGUGUGUGUCUUCUGACAGAUGAGAUCUCAGCGGAUCCUGACAGCGUCCGUGCAGACGUUCAUUCAUUACACUCAAAACCGAAGGCACUAUCAGAAAAGUUGUAAAGCGAUCUGAGAAUCGUCGCACCUGACUGAAAGGGUCCGUUUCAUGAAUGAGGUAUCACGAAAGAGCAUCAUUGUAUUUAACAUCAGAUUUGGAGGAUCUCAAGCGGAUCGCGGCUGAUCUUGUCGUUGACUUGCAGAAGUGUUGCAGUGAUAGAGUUGUACAGAGUUACAGCAUGGAUUACUUUUUAUUUCGACUCUUCUGUUCUGUGGCUUUGGCGUCGCUUAUUGUUCAAAGGGCAGAUUCAAAUGAAAUCCUUGGACUAAAGAUCCCCUUUGACCCUAUUUUGAAUGCCAACACGGUGUGUCUGACUUUGCCCGGUCUCACCAAGAAACAGCUGGACGUGUGUAUGAGACAUCCAGAUGUGACAGCCUCUGCAAUACAGGGCAUCCAGAUUGCCAUCCAUGAGUGCCAGCAUCAGUUCAGAGGACAUCGCUGGAAUUGCUCUAGCCUGGAGACCAGAAACAAGAUCCCCUAUGAAAGUGCUGUCUUUAGCAGGGGUUUCAGAGAAAGCGCAUUCGCCUACGCCAUCGCGGCAGCCGGAGUCGUGCACGCCGUGUCCAACGCCUGCGCCAUGGGCAAGCUGAAGGCCUGCGGCUGCGACGAGAAACGGAGAGGAGACGAAGAGGCUUUUAGGCUGAAACUCAACCGUCUGCAACUGGAGGCCAUCAACCGGGGUAAAGGCAUGGUCCACGGAGUAAUGGAGCACUUUCCUGCCGAUACUCUAGGUCCCCAGGACUCAUGGGAAUGGGGCGGUUGCAGUCCGAAUGUGGAGUUUGGGGAACGCUUCUCCAAGGAGUUCCUAGACUCCCGCGAGACAUACAGAGACAUUCACUCCAGGAUGAGACUUCAUAACAACAGAGUUGGCAGGCAGGUUGUGGUGGACCACAUGAGGAGAAAAUGCAAAUGCCACGGAACGUCAGGAAGCUGUCAGCUCAAGACCUGCUGGCAGGUGACUCCAGAAUUCAGAACGGUGGGCACGCUGCUGAAGGAACGCUUCAACAUCGCCACACUAAUAAAAGCCCACAACAGAAACACGGGUCAGGUGGAGCACGCCCACGGCCACCCCACUCACCGACGGAGGGCACACGUGCAUGAUCUAGUCUACUUUGAGAAGUCCCCUGACUUCUGCGAGAGGGACCCGGGGUCGGACUCUGCUGGAACGCAGGGUCGAAUCUGUAACAAGACCAGCCAAGGCAUGGACAACUGUGAGAGUCUGUGCUGUGGGCGGGGCCACAACAUCUUACAGCAGACUCGUAGUGAACGGUGCAAUUGCAAGUUCCACUGGUGCUGUUACGUGGUGUGCGAGGAGUGCAGGAUAACGGAGUGGGUGAGCGUCUGCAAAUGAAAAUUCGCUUUUUUAUAUUAAAUGUAUCGACACAUUAAAAACAGGGAGACUGAUAAACCCUUCCCUCAUGCAAUGGACUGCCGUUUCCAAGAUUAGAAUGGAAAGCACAAAUGUGGACCAAGCUGAAUUCAGUGCUAACUUGUGCAUGUGUUCACACACCACGUGGUUCCGGGCACACGAUUUCAGACUGAUUUUGGACUUGCACUGCAUAUGAAAAGUAUUUUUAAUUUAAGUUAAUUAAGAAUAUGAAUAUAUUGUGGAGUAUUAACAACAGAGACGCAACAUUUUUGCUUUAUUUUGGUUUUCAAAGAAAUCGAUGGCUUGUAGUAUUUGAUGGCAACGAGCAGCUGCGUGGGAUUCCGGUACUUAACGAAGAGAAAUAUGUUCAUCCAUGAUGUUUCAUAUACAAUAUGUUUGCACAGAGCCAUUUGUCAAAAGAGUUUCCCAGAUAAACUCUUGUGUUUGAAAACGGUAUCAUAUACCAGUUUAAUUCAAAAGGUCUGUUUAAUGAAUGAAAGUGUAGACCGGAUUUCAAAGGCUUCUUAACAGAGCACAUUCAGAUGAAUGGAUUUCACUCAUGUGCAAGAUCAAUGUCUAGGGACCAGCUGAAAACCUAAGAACAUCAUGUUACAUUAGUAUGGACAUUUAUUGUGGUCAAAGACAUGAAAAAAAAACAUUAUUAAACAGAAAAGAGGAAUCAUAAAAACUUCAUGGAAGAAGAUUUAAACCUCUAUGUCUACUAGUGUGUAUGAUUUUUUUCUGCAAACUGUUGGCUGUGUCUCUGAUCACUGUAACAGAAACAUUUUCCAUUUCUAUUUAGACAAGCGCAUUAUCACAUCCUGAUUACCAUGUUUAUGUGGUAGCUGUAGGCCUACUGACAACAACAAACAUCAUAAAAAAAUGAAAUACAUUUUCUUCCUUCAUAUUCAACUACAGUAGAAGAGACACAGCUGGCUGUUCAGAUGUGACCAUUCAAAAGUAAGGCAUCAAUUUUAAGCUUACUUAACUGAACAUUGUAACAUCAGUAGUACAGUAAGUAGGUAUUUAAAAAAAUAUAUGUAGAUAUUUAAUAAAAAGAAAAAACUGUCCAUGGCCAGUGUAAUAAACUUGAGACAUAAGUUCCAAGUUGUCUGUUUCUCUAAGGAUACUUUUCACAUUUUAAGACAUAAAAGUAAUUACAGUAAAUUUAGUGAACACUUUUGCUUGUCUAAACCAUCUUCUGAAGUGUCAGCAUUUUAAAAGGGAACGUCAAACCAAUUUAUUCCUCCACCAAUUGUUAUGUUUGUCCCAAUAUGAAAGAAGGAGAAAUUCCUUUUUUAUUUGUUUUUAUCUGCUAAGUUUGUUUGGUAAUGUUAUUGCUGUCUUCUUGUUUUAUUUAUUUAUUUGUGUGAUUUUCUAAUGACAUGAAAUAUAUGAAAUCAUCAAAAAUUCAUAUGUAAAACAAUAUUCAGUCAAUGGAAUUUUUAGCUGUCAGUUAAUUGUUUUCCAGACUUCCUAUUGUGGUGUGCUCAACAUAGAAAAGUUUCAUUUGAUUGUUUGCACCUUUAGACCAAUUAUAUCCUGGAGAAAUGACUGACAUGAAAUACUGUGUGGGUGAAUGCGUUAAUAAGCAUUUAGUUUUUACU